AGAGCAAACAAACGUAAAGCGCCAAAGCCCGAGUCUGGUAGCUGAAUCGUAAGCUAUUUGGCUUCCGCACACUCUCUGUUUCCUUUUCACUUCAUUGAACGAGACGAUUUGCGAUCAAUGGCAUCUUUCGAUUCUACCCGAACUGAUGAGGAUCAGGUUUUAGUGGAAGAGAAGCGGUUUGUGAGAUUAUUGACUUUAAACCGAACUAAGCAGUUGAAUGCUCUUUCAUUUACAAUGGUUUCCCGCCUAUUAGAACUCUUUGUUGCCUAUGAUGAGGCAGAUCCCAGUGUGAAACUUGUGGUCGUCAAGGGGAAAGGAAGAGCCUUUUGUGCUGGGGGUGAUGUGUCAGCUGUGGUUCAUGACAUAAAAAGGGGUGAUUGGAAAAAAGGUGCUUAUUUCUUCCGGAAAGAGUUCACCUUAAAUUAUUUGCUAGCAACUUUCAGCAAGCCACAGGUUUCUCUACUUGAUGGUAUUGUAAUGGGAGGAGGCGCAGGUGUUUCAAUACAUGGUAGAUUCCGUGUUGCAACGGAGAAAUCGGUGUUUGCAAUGCCUGAAACUGCUUUAGGGCUCUUCCCAGAUGUCGGUGCUUCUUAUUACUUGUCAAGACUACCGGGGUUUUUUGGUGAAUAUGUUGGGCUAACAGGUGCCAGGUUGGAUGGUGCUGAAAUGCUUGCAUGUGGCCUUGCUACUCACUUUGUCACUUCAGAGAAAUUGACGCACUUAGAGGAAGCACUUUGCAGAGCAGAUACAAGUGAACCAAGCAUCAUUUCAUCAAUUAUUGAUAAAUUUUCCCAAAGACCAAUUCUGAAAGGGCAAAGUGUUUAUCACCGGUUGGAUGUUAUUGACAAGUGCUUCUCUCGAAGAACAGUUGAAGACAUUUUGGCUGCUCUUGAAGACGAGGCACUGAAAAAGAAAGAUGAUUGGAUCACUUCAACGAUUCAGGACUUGAAGAAGGCAUCACCAACAAGUCUCAAAAUCUCAUUGAGAUCGAUCAGAGAGGGUAGACUUCAAGGUGUUGGUCAGUGUCUCAUUCGUGAAUAUAGAAUGGUUUGUCAUGUCCUGAGGGGGGAAGUCAGCAAAGAUUUCGUGGAGGGUUGCCGAGCUAUACUGUUGGAUAAGGAUCGGAACCCAAAGUGGGAACCCUCCAGUCUGGAGCUUGUCACUGAUGCUAUGGUCGAGAGGUACUUUUCUAGGAUUGAAGACGAAGAGUGGGAAGACCUAAAGCUCCCUGCAAGAUCCAACUUGCCCCCUUCAGCCAUUUCAAAGCUCUAAUUUCCCUGAGUUCGCUACUUACUUGAUAAAUAUAUCUUAGUUCUUGGCUAGUUGUUUAGGUCUAUUGGUGGUGGAUGGGUAACUGUCAGAAAUAAGGCUUCCAGUAUGAGGAAUCAGUAGUAGAUUUAAUUUAUUCUACAACCACCGAACAUAUGUAAAAUAAAGUAUUUAUGUUAUUUAUGAGGAAUUGGUAAUAGAUUUAGUUUAUUCUA
Cucumis sativus (cucumber) is the source of this 1484-nucleotide messenger RNA. Its product is annotated as 3-hydroxyisobutyryl-CoA hydrolase 1. The transcript has 14 exons. Gene Ontology annotation, biological process: L-valine catabolic process. The coding region runs from base 118 to 1272 and encodes 384 amino acids. Gene Ontology annotation, molecular function: 3-hydroxyisobutyryl-CoA hydrolase activity. NCBI's taxonomy places the organism in Eukaryota, Viridiplantae, Streptophyta, Magnoliopsida, Cucurbitales, Cucurbitaceae. The record is from RefSeq and is a predicted model, not a curated record.